GUUACCAAAAUGGCGGCGUCAACCUGCCCGUCCGCUGGAAAACAAUAGAGAGGAGCGCCAGCGUACAAACAGUCCUCCCGGGAGGAGAGCCGUCGACCCCAGGCGACGAUUGACAACGAGCCUGGCCCGAGCAUGCUGCGUUUAGGAGCUAACUAACUAGUCAGGCAGCCCCUCGAACAGAGCUAGCCGAGAAGCUAGCCGCGGCUAACGGCUACACGGAGGGAGGGAGGCAGGCAGGCGGGCGGGUGGCGGAGGAGGAGGCAGGCGGGCAGGCGGGCAGGCAGGCAAGCAGGCAGGCAGGCAGGCAGGCGGAGGAGGAUCAGCUGUUGCCUCAACAGAUGCCGUAGAGAGAGCGCACAGCUACACGUCCACACGCGGUGAUGGAGCGGCUGCGGCGGAGGAUCGAGCUCUUCCGGCAGCAUCACAACAGCUGCGAGAGCCGCUACGAGGCCGCCGCGCUGGAGAGCCUGGAGCUGGAGAGGCAGCAGACCUUCGCCCUGCACCAGCGCUGCCUGCAGGCCAAGGCCAAGAGGACCAACAAGCACAGGCAGCCCCCGGCCGCCGCCGCCGCGGAGCAGGGCGGCCAGAGGGCGCCCGGGAGCGGCGGCGGAGCGAGCGCGGAGCUCGGAGACGGCGGCGGCGGAGGAGGAGCCGCCGAACAGAGCCGCAACAGCACGCUCAUUGCCUUGCAGGAGACAGUGAAGAGGAAGCUGGAGAGCGCCGGUUCCCCUCUAGACCGGGAGCAGGUCAACGGCUUCUCGGACGGCUUCCCAGCCAGCAAGAAAGCCUGCGUGGACGCCGCCGGCGCCAACGGCUCCCCCGUGGACUCCAAACUGGGCCUGGGCGAUGCGCUGGCCUCCAACGGCACCCGCGGCGAGUUGGCGGCGGCGGACGGCGCCAAGGAGGCGGCGGCCGACUUCCGACGCAAGGAGAUGAAGCAGGAGCCCGACGACAUCCUGCCCAUCAUGCCUCCUUCGGGGGGAGGAAACAACAACAACAACAACCUGUUCCCGGACCUCAACUUCAACGAGCAGGAGUGGACGGAGCUCAUGGAGGAGCUCAACCGCACCGUGGCCUACGAGGACAUCCAGGACAUCCUCAACGACGGCUUCGAGGACCGCAAAGACCCUCUGGAGAUGACGCCCAAUCCGGGAGGCGGCGGGGCCACGGGCGGGGGCGCCCAGUCCUCCCAGAGUCUCCUACCUCUGGAUUUGGGAAGCGUGAAAGCAGAGUUCUCCCCGUCCCCCUUCGAGCAGGACUCUCGCACGGGUUCCCCUCAUGUCCGCUCGGCGUCUUCCGGGCCGUCUCGCCCUACGGGCUCUCCGGUGGCCGCCUCCUCCCCGGCCGCGCCCCUGCCCAGGCAGCACCCGCCUCCGCCGCCCCCCCCUAACCACCUACUGGCAAAAGACCUCUCCCCCGCCCAGCAGCUUCAGCAGCUGGCCGCCCAGCAGCAGCGGGCCCAGCACCUCCACACCCAGCUGCAGCACAAACAGCCGCCGCCCGCCGGGGCCAAGUUCCACGGCCAGGGCCCCCCCCACGCGCACCCACCGCCCUGGACGCAGUUGGCCGGCCCCCCGCAGAGCCCGCUCGGGCCGGCGUUCGGCAUGGACAAGGCCGCCGGCCCCUCCUUGUACCCACAGGACUUCAAUUCCAACGCGCAGAAGCAGCGACUGAUGUCCGUCCAGCCCCCCAAGGGCUCGCCCAAGGCGGGGGCCAACAGCUUCGCGCCCGGGGGCGCCGGACACCCCAGCGUGCUGGGCCACCCGGCCCAGGGACCCCCUCUCAACCACCCGCCCGCGCCGGGGGCUCAGGCGGCCGUGUUGAACUACAACAACACCAAACCCCUGUCCCACUUUGAGGCCGGGCCCGGUCCACCCAGGCCCCCCAACGGCCAGAACCAGAACAAGGCCGCCCUCCUCAGCCUGCUCAGACAACAGCAGCAGCAACAGCAACAAAUGAAGCAGAAGAACAACAUGAACUUCCGCCAACAUCUAACACACACGCAGGACCAGAACUCGUACCCGACGCCUUCUCACGGCCCCGGUCAGGCCAAUGCCUUGACGUCCGCGGCGGGCAACGGCGGAAUGGCGGCGCCGCCCGGGCCCAACGCCCUGGCGGGUAACCAUAGCAACACGGCCUACCUCAACAGCCAGGCGGCGGCGCUCAAGCAGCAACAGCAACAACAAAUUCUGGAGCAGCAGAAGCAGCAGUACCUGCAGAGACAGCAGAUGAUGGCAGAACAGGAGAAGCAACGUCAGCAGGACCAGCAGCUCCAGAGACACCUGACCAGACCCCCCCCUCAGUACCAGGACCAGCCCGGACAGACAGCCAAUCAGAACGCGUUCCCUCAAACGCCGGUCAGCCAGUUUACAGGUCCGUCGCUGGCCAGCGUGUCUUCCAUGGGAGGCCCCGCCCCCGCCGGCCAGCGCAUGUUCCCCCAGCCGCAAGGCAUGAUGGGAAUCAAAAUGGCGGCCGGCGGCGUGCCUCCGCCCCCGACGGCGAGCCAGGCGGACCUGGGGCUGACGUCCUGCGGCGGGGACGUGCAGCAGGUGCUGUACAACAACAUGAACCUUCACCCGGGUGGCGGGCACGCGCCCCAACAGCGCCAACCCAUGUACAGGCACGCGCUGCUGGCCCAGCAGCAGCAGCAGCAGCAGCACCUCAACAAACAACCCAACGCAGCCUUGUUGAAGCAGCAGCAGAUGGCGGCCGCCCGCAUGCCCGCCAACAUGCAGGCCAGCCCGAACGCCGUGUGGCAGCAGCAGGGCCUGGCCCCCAACGCCUUCGCCAACGCCCCCAACGCUUUCCACAUGCAGCAGCAGCAGCAGCCUCGCAUCCCCAAAAUGACCGCCGGCUCCGCCGCCGCUUUUAACGCCAACCCCGCAGGGCGGCCCAUGGCGGGCAUGAUGCAGAGCGCCCAGCAGCGGGCGCCGUCCAACCCGCAAAGCCUGGGCCCGCCCCAGACUCAACAUCAACAAGCGACUCAGAACCACCCGACCAAUCAGAACGUCCUUCCCGACCUGGCGGCGUUCGGGGCCGCGGCGAGCGGCGGGCGGCCGAGCUUGGCCUGUAACCAAGGUUACCAGGUCAGCAGGACGGCCAAUCAGCAGCAGCUCUCCUUCGGCUACAACGCGGCGGCGGGAAGCUUCGCGGCCGAGAGCGACCUGGUAGAGUCGCUGCUCAAGGGGCAGAGCACGCACGAAUGGAUGGCCGACCUGGACGAGCUGCUCGCCUCGCACCAGUAGAUGCGCCGCCCGCCGCCGCUCGGUGGUUGCACGUUACAUGUCACGUGAUGCGUGUCACAUGUAACACGUUGCCACGCCCCCUUCAUCUUCUGCCCAGGGACGGGCGAGUAGCGACGCCAGGAAUCGAUACCGGCCGAUACCGCCCUUAUUUUAAUGUAUCUGAUAUCAGCCGCCGAUACUUAAAGGCAAAAAAAAUUGACGUGGAGUAAGGCCUGUUACACACACAAGGAUUUGCCAAGUCUCUACUCAGUUUUGGCCCACAGAUAAGAAUAGGUAGGUAGGACACGUCCCUACGGCAACGUUAAGCUAGGAGGGGCACUUUCCAUGUGCGUGGACGGCAAGACAACCGAGGAUGGCGGUACAUUGUGCUGCACACGGUUGUGCACGGCAAUGAGAAAUUCGAAAUUGAGGAUGCGUGCUUUGGUGUUGACAAAAAAGUAAACCUCAUGAAAAUUGGUUGAGAAAUGAGCAAGUCAACGUCGCCCCCAUCAACAUGGCCGCCACGUAGACGCAUCGGUUAGCUGGCCUGCUACAGUGCGCUCCGAUAAUCUCACCACACACCGAACACCACACACACUAAGAUGUUCCACCAUCGAACCAUCGAUCUCCAAUCUAGCCCUCCAAGACAGAAAUCGAGUGUGAUCGAACGAAAAAAAAAAACAUCGUGGUACAGGCCCUUCCGGAUAUUUUGCACUGAUGUGUGCAGGGUGUGUGUCCCUCCCCCCACCCCGAUUGUUUCCUUGUAGGGCGCGACAGAUAUGGGUUUUUUUCAGGCAGAUUACAGUAUUUGGCAGGAAACUGAUGAAUCGGCCGAUUAAUUUAAGAAACAUAAAAUGAAUAAAAGAACCUCUUUUUUGAUCCCUUAAUGCUUACAACAAUAAAGAUCUGAAUUACAGGCAGAA
Molecule: messenger RNA, 4147 nt
Organism: Phycodurus eques (leafy seadragon)
Lineage: Eukaryota; Metazoa; Chordata; Actinopteri; Syngnathiformes; Syngnathidae
Gene: maml1
Product: mastermind-like transcriptional coactivator 1
Exons: 6
Coding region: 381-3245 (954 amino acids)
Biological process (GO): Notch signaling pathway; positive regulation of transcription of Notch receptor target
Cellular component (GO): nucleoplasm; nuclear speck
Molecular function (GO): transcription coactivator activity
Source: RefSeq, a predicted model, not a curated record